UUUCCGGGGAAAUCAAAACACUAGUUUACUUCGGCCGAUCGUACAUAUACUGAUGGAUGUGUUAAUGCUUUAUAUAGUUAAAGCGUGUUUAGGUUUGCAUCGAUUACAUAAUUAUGACGUGUAAGCGUUCGAAAGUGACGUUUCAAAGACGGGAGAACAGUUCUGUUAGGUUCCACUGCUGUGUCCCGCAAUGUACAGCAUCUUCCAAGUUCAACUCCGUCCUCAGUUUCCACGCGUUUCCUAAAGACAAAGAUGUACAGAAGAAGUGGGUGGUUAAUAUUCGACGGGACAAUUUUAAAGUUACUCAAAAGAAAAGGGUGUGUAGCCGACAUUUCCGAUGCAGCGACCUCAUCGAGCCUCUAAAUUUAGGCGGACGCAGACGUUUGGAGAAAGAAGCCAUCCCGGUGCUUUUUCACUGGAACAACUUUACCGUUCCAGCCGAACAGCCUGGAGUUUUGAAAGGGAUAAAAACAGACCAACUGCAUGAUGAUGACCCCUCUAUGGAUGCGAUUGCUGACCAUUAUCACCAUGAUUACAUCCACACAUCUGCUGCUCGGGACCACACUGAGGAUCUACUUGUGGAAAUUGCCAGUCUCCAAAAACAGAUUGAGGAGAUUUCCCUGAGCAGCAGGUUUUGUUUGGAGAGGUUCGCCGCAUCCGAUGAUGACAUUAGGUUUUACACAAGGUUUGCGACUCAUGCCCACCUCAUGGCCUUUUGGAGGUUGGUAGAGCCAGCAGCUGGCAAGGUUGUGACAAUGAGCAGAGCACAGGCUGCAGCCAACACAGAUGAUCUCUUUGACACUGCCGGUGCAAUGUCUCUUCAACCCAUUGAUGAGUUUUUCCUGUUCAUGACAUAUCUGUCAUUGGGCCUGAUGCAGAGGGAUUUGGCCCACAGAUUCAGAAUCCACCAAUCCGCUGUAAGCCGCAUCAUCAACACAUGGGCUAAAUUUCUGGAUAUGGUACUCAGAGCUGUGGAAAUCUGGCUGGACAAGAAGACAGUCAAAGCUCACAUGCCGGAGGUUUUUCAGCAUUACUCUGAUACCCAGGUGAUUUUGUACUGUGCUGAACUGCGUUGCCAGAUACCAAACCCUUAUCAGAGUGAUGCAUUCUCUACCUACAAACCUCAGUGGACUUUCAAAGGGUUGAUUGGGAUGGCUCCUCACGGUGCUGUAACAUUCGUUUCAUCCCUUUACAAGGGCACCAUCAGCGAUCGAGAGAUUCUAAAGCACUCAGGUAUCGAGGCUUUUGUGAAACCAAAAAUGGCAAUAAUGGUAGAUGAAGGUUUCCUGGUUGAAAACUGUGUGUCCUGCAAAGUCCACAUACCUAGCGUCCUGUCAAAGAGAGCCCAAUUAUCUGGGUCAGAGAUCUGGAAAAUGCAGUCUCUUGCAAGACUGAGACGCCAUGUUGAACAUCUAAUUGGAAGGGUGAAGGAGAACAAGAUAUUUAGCACGGUAAUCCCUCUUUCACUUACUGGCAGCGUCAAUCAACUGUACUCUGUUGCCUGUCAUUUGGUCAACUACCAAAACGGAUCCUUAGUUAAGAACUGGCCAGACACUGACUAGAUGAAUUAUAGAAAUGGAUGGUCUAUAAGUGUAUUAAGCUACUCUCAUCACUUGAAAUUAACCAGUUUUUGUUUUUUCAGUUCAGAAAAAGCCUUUUUCAUUUUUCACUGUACAUAAUUUGACAAUUUUCACUUAUAAAUUGUGUAAAAAUUCUGAAAAAAGACUUUAUUUAGAUGACCUGAAUUAAAAAUCCAUGUUUGUGUCAUCGUUCGUGAGGGCUUUGCAAUAUGACGAUAUUGCAUGGACAAAAUAAAAAAAAACUCAGUUGUUUCAUA
Danio aesculapii is the source of this 1837-nucleotide messenger RNA. RefSeq lists its product as uncharacterized. The transcript is spliced from 3 exons. NCBI's taxonomy places the organism in Eukaryota, Metazoa, Chordata, Actinopteri, Cypriniformes, Danionidae. Bases 114 to 1562 code for a protein of 482 amino acids. The record is from RefSeq and is a predicted model, not a curated record.